AUGCCUACCGCCGUUCAGAAGCCUAAGACCCCUGGAGGCAUCCAAUCUUACUACCAGGCCAAGAUCGAGGCUGCUGAACUUUUGAUUAAUCAGAAAACACAGAACCUGCGUCGGUUGGAGGCUCAACGGAAUGCACUGAAUGCACGAGUGCGUCUGCUACGAGAGGAACUUCAGCUCUUACACGAACCUGGAAGUUAUGUUGGAGAGAUUGUGAAGGUUAUGGGGAAGAAGAAAGUCCUCGUCAAGGUGCAACCUGAAGGCAAAUACAUAGUUGACUUCGACCCGUCGAUCGAGCUGUCCCAACUUUCCGCUUCAUUGCGCGUGGCUCUCCGUUCUGACUCUUAUACCAUCCACAAGAUAUUGCCGAACAAAGUCGACCCACUUGUCUCCCUCAUGAUGGUAGAAAAAGUCCCAGAUAGUACGUACGAAAUGGUGGGAGGUCUGGAUAAGCAAAUCAAGGAAAUCAAGGAAGUUAUCGAGUUACCCGUCAAACACCCAGAGCUCUUCGAAUCUCUGGGCAUUGCACAGCCCAAGGGUGUUCUUCUUUAUGGACCUCCUGGGACGGGAAAGACUCUCCUCGCUCGCGCCGUCGCACACCACACCGACUGCAAAUUCAUUCGUGUUUCAGGCUCCGAACUUGUUCAGAAGUACAUCGGUGAAGGAAGCAGAAUGGUUCGGGAGCUAUUCGUCAUGGCCAGGGAGCAUGCACCUAGUAUCAUAUUUAUGGACGAAAUUGAUUCUAUCGGCAGUUCGCGAGGAGACAGUGGUUCAGGAGGCGGCGAUUCGGAAGUACAGCGCACAAUGCUGGAGCUUCUCAAUCAGUUAGAUGGUUUCGAGGCUACAAAGAACAUCAAGGUUAUCAUGGCUACGAAUCGUAUAGAUAUAUUGGAUUCUGCACUUCUUCGUCCGGGACGUAUUGACCGAAAGAUCGAAUUCCCUCCCCCUGGCCCAGAAGCUCGUGUCAGCAUUCUUAAAAUCCACUCUCGCAAGAUGUCACUGCAACGCGGUAUUGACCUCAAAGCACUCGCCGAGAAAAUGGGCCAGUGCUCAGGCGCCGAAGUGCGCGGUAUAUGUACAGAAGCAGGUAUGUACGCAUUGCGAGAGCGGCGGCAACAUGUUACGCAGGAAGAUUUUGAGUUCGCUAUUGCAAAGGUGCUCAAAAAGAACCAGGAGGGUAAUACGUCGGUCAAUAAGUUGUUCUCAUGA
This is a messenger RNA of Suillus discolor, 1206 nucleotides long. RefSeq names its product putative 26S protease regulatory subunit 6B. NCBI's taxonomy places the organism in Eukaryota, Fungi, Basidiomycota, Agaricomycetes, Boletales, Suillaceae. Gene Ontology annotation, molecular function: ATP hydrolysis activity; ATP binding; proteasome-activating activity. Gene Ontology annotation, biological process: proteasome-mediated ubiquitin-dependent protein catabolic process. The coding region runs from base 1 to 1206 and encodes 401 amino acids. The transcript is spliced from 6 exons. Gene Ontology annotation, cellular component: proteasome regulatory particle, base subcomplex. The record is from RefSeq and is a predicted model, not a curated record.